Molecule: messenger RNA, 1596 nt
Organism: Zasmidium cellare ATCC 36951
Lineage: Eukaryota; Fungi; Ascomycota; Dothideomycetes; Mycosphaerellales; Mycosphaerellaceae
Exons: 4
Coding region: 1-1596 (531 amino acids)
Biological process (GO): transmembrane transport
Cellular component (GO): membrane
Molecular function (GO): transmembrane transporter activity
Source: RefSeq, a predicted model, not a curated record
AUGAGACAGAGGCCUCUAGCGACAGUAAAUCGACUUUCUGACCCCGAUAUCCUUUCGUUUGCUGCAACUGACCAAGCCAACAGCAAUCAUCUCGUCAACGAAGAAGAAGCCCUCGCCCGAGCAAGAGCCCAGCCCGACUCCUCGAACCCCAUCUGGAUCACCUUCAGCGUCGACGAUCGAGACAACCCCCGAAACUUCCCUCGUUGGAAGAAAUGGUACAUCACCGCCUUGGUCAGCUACUACAAUUUCCUGGCUUCGACGGGUGCGUCGGGGUAUACGAAUGCUUCGGCGGGGAUCUCGCAGACAUAUCAUGUCAGUAGGGAGGUGUCGACCCUGGGAAUGUCGAUGUUCGUGUUUGGAUUCGCUCUGGGACCGCUGCUGCUGGCGCCCUUGAGCGAGUACUACGGCCGACGACCGAUCUACGUCGUAUCGCUGUUCGUGCUCUUCAUCUUCCAGCUCCCCAUCGCCCUGGCGCCUAACAUCGGCACCAUCCUGAUAUGCAGAUUGCUGGGAGGCAUCGGCGGCUCUGUGGCGUUAACGAACGCCGGCGGGUCGAUUUCGGAUAUCUGGACGAGGGAUGAGAAUGGAUACGCCAUGAUGUACUACGCAUUGUUUUCCGUGGCGUCUCAGCCGCUCUCGCUGGCCAUGACGGGAUACAUCUCACAAGAUCUAGGGUGGCGCUGGGUGUUCUGGUGGCAGAUGAUCGUCUUUGGUGUGUCCUGGUUGAUCACACUCAUCUACAUGCCCGAGACGAGACACAGCAGCGUGCUGGAGAGGAAAGCCAGACGCGUACGAAAGAUGCUGGCGAAAGAAGGCUUCGGCGAUGCAGCGGUCCUAGAACAGAUCUCGGACGCCCAUAACCACGGACGGAAACGCAGUCUCCACAGGCUGUUUGCCAGGAACCUAACCCGGCCGUUCAAGUUCCUCUUCACAGAGCCCAUCACCAUCGGGGCCGCAGCGUAUCUGGGCUUCAUCUACGCGAUGCUGUUCAUGUUCAACGAAUCCUUCUCCCUCGUCUUCGGCAACAACCACAAUUUCAACACAGGCGAGAGCGGGCUCUCCUUCCUCGGCGUCGUCGUGGGUGCCGUCCUCGCGGCCUGCUGCCACCCUCUGCAAGAACACUACUAUCGGAAACGAGUCGCCCAAAACGACGGCAAAGGCGUCCCGGAGGCGAGGAUGUGGACUGCUUGCGUUGGAGCCUUUUUCAUGCCCAUUAGCCUCUUCUGGUUUGCUUGGACAUCAUUUAAAUCCGUCCCUUGGAUCGUCCCUAUCAUCGCCUCCGCGUUCUGGGGCGCGGGAAUCUUCAUCGUUACGCUGGCUAUGCUGAACUACCUCGUUGACAGUUACCAGACCUACAGCGCCAGUGCGUUAGCCGGGGCGAACGUUGUACGGAACGCACUCGGCGCGGUGUUUCCGCUUUUUACGGAUCAGAUGUACAAUGCUAUGGGGUAUGAGUGGGCGGGGACGUUUGUGGCGUGUUUGAGUUUGUUGUUUGUGCCGUUGCCGAUUUGGUGGUUUUGGAGGGGGGAGAGGCUGCGGUUGAGGAGUCCUUGGGCGAGGGAGCACUUUGAUCAGAGUGAGGAUAAUCCGCAUUGA